Brassica napus (rape) is the source of this 1077-nucleotide messenger RNA. Its product is annotated as glutathione S-transferase T3-like. The transcript has 2 exons. Bases 1 to 1077 code for a protein of 358 amino acids. The record is from RefSeq and is a predicted model, not a curated record. NCBI's taxonomy places the organism in Eukaryota, Viridiplantae, Streptophyta, Magnoliopsida, Brassicales, Brassicaceae.
AUGGAUUCUAUUCCUUCUGGAACUUCAAAGUUUGUUGAACUAUUAAAUAGUCAACAAACUGUUUCCUUUGGUAACUAUGAAGAAAGUGUUCAACUUUCUUCAUCCCAAGUUCCAUUUCUAGGCAGCCAGGGAACCGGAGCUUCAAACUUUGAAGGAGGCAAUGCUCCUGAGCGUAGAGAACGACGGAAGUGGACACCAACGGAUGAUGUUGUCCUGAUCAGUUCGUGGCUCAACACGAGCAAGGAUCCUGUGGUUGGCAACGAGCAAAAAUCCUCCGGUUUUUGGAAAAGGAUUGCUGCGUACUUCGCGGCAAGUCCUCUGGUUGCUGGCUUCGAGGAGAGGGAGCCAAGUCACUGCAAGCAACGAUGGCACAGGAUCAAUGACCUAGUGUCUAAGUUCAGUGGAUCAUAUGAAGCUGCUACUAGAGAGAGGACUAGCGGCCAGUAUGAGAACGACGUUCUGAAGCUUGCUCAUCAAAUAUACUACAACAACUACAAGAAGAAAUCUACACUUGAACACGCGUGGAAGGAGUUGCGACACGACCAGAAGUGGUGCGACCUUGGUACUGCAACAACUGAAGGGAGCUUAAAGAAGAGGAAGUGUGAAGUUGGUGCAGUUACCUCAAGCUCUCAACCAAUUGAGAACAAGCGUCCCCCUGGAGUGAAAGCGGCAAAGUUGAGUGGUAAGAAGCCGGUGUUAGACGAGAAAACUCUUAAUGAUUUUAAGUGUAUGUGGACAAUCAAAGAGAAGGAGUUGGCCUCGAAAGAAAAGUUGUCUAAGAUGAGUCUCCUUGAGAUUCUUAUUGGAAGAAAGGAAUCUCUAACUAAGUUUGAAGAAACCCUCAAGAACAAGCUCAUAACUGACUUGUUGUCUUGUCUUGGUGUUGGACAGGUCACGAGAGUGGACAGGUCAGGGGAGUCGACCAUUGGCUUGUUAUUGGAGAGGUCACGGGAGUUUGUAGUCUUUUGUCUGUAUAAUUGUCUGUAUUGUACUGGAGAGUCAGAGUUUGUUGUCUUGUGUCACGGGAGUUGUAGUCACGAGAGUGAGAGUGAGAAAGAGUUUGUAUCACGAGAGUGA